This is a messenger RNA of Nematocida major, 390 nucleotides long. RefSeq lists its product as uncharacterized. The transcript has a single exon. Bases 1 to 390 code for a protein of 129 amino acids. The record is from RefSeq and is a predicted model, not a curated record. Lineage: Eukaryota; Fungi; Microsporidia.
AUGGAGGCGUUUGUGGGCGAGCUGAAAACUCUGGACAGGAUUCUGUACAAGAGCAAAAACGCGCACAGAAGCACUCUGUACUACAGAAAGGCAGUGCACGUGCAGAGGGCGCUUCGCAAGUAUGUGUCUGAAAGUGCAGCGUCGAAAAAAAAGAAGAUUCUGCUGGACGAUGCGCAGGAAAGAUGCAAAGAAGCGUAUAUUUUGAUGAGCAGCAGCAUUCCGCUCGGGCACAACAUAGGGCUUGCCAUAGGGCUGAUGGCGACAGUGGCGCGUCUUUUCAGCCUUUCCAAGGCGCUUACGGGCAGGUCUGCGGAGGGCCUUGCUUCGUACGUUGUGGAGUGUCCGGACGAAAGCACAGAAAGGGACGAAAUAAGCGACAUUUUCAAAUAG